AUGCGCACCCUGUUGUUGUUGGCCGUGUUCAUGUUGUGCGCGUGCAUCGCCGUCGGUCAGGUGAACUUCACACCGACGUGGGGCCAGGGCAAGAGGAACGCGCCCGCAUCGGACGAGUGCAAGUCCAUGGACACGCUCAUCUACAUCUACAAGCUGGUGCAGAAUGAAGCGCAACGGAUUGCAAUGUGCGAACGUAUGUCCGUCACGUCUUGA
Molecule: messenger RNA, 213 nt
Organism: Macrosiphum euphorbiae (potato aphid)
Lineage: Eukaryota; Metazoa; Arthropoda; Insecta; Hemiptera; Aphididae
Source: the annotation of a GenBank genome assembly